Vicia faba (fava bean) is the source of this 999-nucleotide messenger RNA. NCBI's taxonomy places the organism in Eukaryota, Viridiplantae, Streptophyta, Magnoliopsida, Fabales, Fabaceae. The record is from the annotation of a GenBank genome assembly.
AUGACCGGCGGCGGAUCGUCGGGGAGGUUACCGACAUGGAAAGAGAGAGAAAAUAAUAAGAGAAGAGAGAGAAGACGGAGAGCUAUUGCUGCUAAGAUCUACUCAGGUCUUCGAGCUCAAGGUAACUUCAAGCUUCCUAAACACUGUGAUAACAACGAGGUUUUGAAAGCUCUUUGCUCUGAAGCUGGUUGGAUCGUUGAAGAAGAUGGAACUACGUAUCGAAAGGGAAGUAAAAGACCACUACCGAAUGAGAUUGGAGGAACUCCGCCAAAUAUGAGUGUUUGUUCUUCGAUUCAACCAAGUCCACAAUCUUCAUCGUUUCCGAGUCCACAAUCGUCUUCGUUCCCGAGUCCGAUACCAUCCUAUCAUGCAAGUCCAACAUCAUCGUCUUUCCCGAGUCCGACUCGAAUGGAUGGAAUUACAAACCACUCUUCAUUUCUCUUACCAUUUAUUCGCAACAUAACUUCUAUCCCUACGAAUCUUCCACCCCUUAGGAUUUCCAACAGUGCUCCGGUUACCCCACCUCUUUCUUCUCCAAGAAGUUCGAAGAGAAAAGCAGAUUUUGAAUCCAUCUCUAAUGGUUCCUUUAACUCGUCCUUUCGCCACCCUCUUUUUGCUACCUCUGCACCGUCAAGUCCCUCGCGCCGUAACCACUUACCCCCAUCCACCAUUCCGGAAUGUGAUGAGUCAGAUGUUUCAACAGUGGACUCUGGUCGAUGGGUUAGUUUUCAGACAACAACUGCCCAUGGUGCAGCACCUCCUUCCCCUACUUUUAAUCUCAUGAAACCAGUAAUGCAGAAGAUCACUCCCCAGGGUUCGAUGGAUAUGAUUCAUAUGAAUGAAGGCAUGCAAUGGACUUCAGGUUCAGCUGCUGAGAGAUGUAGAGGCUCAGAUUUUGACUUUGAAAAUGGCAGAGUUGUGAAGCCGUGGGAAGGUGAGCGAAUUCACGAGGUAGGAAUGGAUGAAUUGGACCUUACUCUGGGAUUCGGUAAGGCCUGA